Molecule: messenger RNA, 1960 nt
Organism: Poecilia latipinna (sailfin molly)
Lineage: Eukaryota; Metazoa; Chordata; Actinopteri; Cyprinodontiformes; Poeciliidae
Gene: ccdc3b
Product: coiled-coil domain containing 3b
Exons: 3
Coding region: 287-1138 (283 amino acids)
Source: RefSeq, a predicted model, not a curated record
GUGUUUCCCUUGCUUCUCGCCUUGUCUCAGAGGUAAGGGGCAGUUUCUUGCAGAGGAUGCUGGCGUGGUUAGGCUGCAGCUCUGGUCGGACAAGUUAGCAGGAUUACACUGACUGGAGCGAUCUUCAGGGCUUCUUCAUCUUGCAAAAUCCGACAACAGAUCUGGAGAAAAAUUAUUUUUUGCAUAACUGAAAACACAUGUGAAACACCUUUCCCCCCCACCCCACCCCACUUAAUUGCAUCCACCCCUAGUCUUGUGCGCCUUUAAGCGCCCAGCGGAGCGACAGAUGUGUCCUCUCCGUCGCAUCAUGUGGAUUAUUCUGGGGGUUUUUUUGGCAGCUGGCGGCACCGAUGGGAGCUGGGGGUGUCAGUUACCCCACGACUGGAGACCGCAGACGGAAGCGUGUCGCGCUGAGCUGGCGGAGAUCAUCGUCUUUGCCAAGGUGCUGGCUCUGCACAAAGAGUCCUACAGCGUGUACAACUACCUGCCGUGGCAGCACGACACCGACCUGCUCUUCUCCGCAGAGAUCGAGCUGCUGUGCGACCAGUCCUGGGGCAGCAUGCUGGAGGUCCCCGCCGGCUCCAGGUUCAACGUCAGUGGCCUGGGAUACUUGCCUUGCUUCUCCUACAGCGUCACCGAAAACAACAACUACUACUUCUUUCUAAGGAUGGAUGAAAACUACAACAUUAUUCCACAUGGAGUUAAUUUCCAGGACCCCAUCUUCCCCGACACUCCAGAGAACCACCGCAUGUUUGCCAGCCUCUUCCAGUUCUCCAACUGCACACCAGGAACUCAAGUCCACAGCUUCACUCCAGAGUGGGAGGCUCAAGAGGACAGCCGGCUGCUGUGCUCCACAGUUCAGAAAGCUCUGUUUGAGGAGGAGGAGCGAGUGAGGACUCUCUCCCACAGAGUGCGUACUCUGGAGAAAGCCAAUGGCCACCUGAAGGAAAAGGUGAAGACCCUGAAACGUCUCCUGCAUCUGGCCCAACGAGAAACCACGAAGGAGCAGCAAAUUCUCAGCCUUAAACAGCUCCACGAGUCAAAGGCGGCCCAAACUCACCCUGACCAGGACACUACCGAGGAUCAAAAGAACCAGGAACUUAAAAAAGUCCCGCCCAAGAAGCUAAAAACCAAAUAGGUGCUCCUUUGUUAAGUAGCAGCAGAAACAGCCAUUUCAUUGUCUUCAGUGAUAAAUCACGCAAUAUGCCUUUUGAUGACUUUUCUCUCUCUCUGUCUCUCUCUCUCUGUCUUAGUGCUGGACACGUCAUUCAUGCAUUGUAUCAAUAUUAUGAUCUUGCCUAUGAAAUGCAGAACAUGACUAAUGUGUUAAUUGUGAACACUAAAAAGAUUGAGAUAUGUGGCUUGAAUGGUGCUGCCUCAUAACUCAAGAUGCUUUGCGUUGUUUUAGUUAAGCAGGUCUGUUUAACGCUUUUCCACAGAGCAAAUCUCCAGGACAAGGCCAAGUGGUGGGAGUGUUUGGAUAAAAAUGUCGUAAUGCUAUAAACAUGUACAGUCCAUUUUUUUUUUUUUAUGAGACAUUGAUGAAGAAAAGUUUCUUCUGUUCCAUUCUUUUCAUUGUCGUUAUUAUUCAAAGUUAAACCAACAUGUUUAUAUGUUUGUAUUUUUUUUACAUCUGAAUUUGCCACCUUUGGCUUGCCAUAGCUAAAAUCACAACACAUUACUUCUCUCAAUAAAUCACUUUUAAGUGAUUUUUUUUUUCUUUUGUCUGCGUUUGUUUUGUAUUUGGUGCGGAGCAUCAUUUGUGGUGUAAGGUUGAUUUAUUGCGUGUCAGAGAUGAAGGUUGCCUUUAUGAAGCAUUCUGUGAUUGCUUUGGUUUUUGCUCUGUUUCAUUUAUACCCCUAAGCGUCUUGCUUUUCCGGUGCUGUAAUAUCUUUUUUUAUAUAAAUAAUGCAGCUUUGAAAAAAUAAAAUCAAAUAAAUUAUCUUUUUCAAAACAGUUA